Messenger RNA from Aspergillus wentii DTO 134E9, 1262 nucleotides. RefSeq names its product zinc-binding alcohol dehydrogenase family protein. Gene Ontology annotation, molecular function: oxidoreductase activity, acting on NAD(P)H. The transcript has 3 exons. Lineage: Eukaryota; Fungi; Ascomycota; Eurotiomycetes; Eurotiales; Aspergillaceae. The coding region runs from base 1 to 1179 and encodes 392 amino acids. The record is from RefSeq and is a predicted model, not a curated record.
AUGGCCGGAGGCGACAUGAUGAAGGCCCUGGUUUUCAGGCCUGCGAGUCAAUAUCUAGCUGUGGAAGAUGUCACCGUGCCACUCCCUGGGCCAAAGCAGAUCCUCAUCAAAGUGGAGGCUGUUGCGCUCAACACGGUAGACGUCAUGAACCUGGACCAUCCUAUCGCACUCCAAGAUACGCGUGUAGUGGGCACAGACUUCGCAGGGGUUGUGGAGAGAAUUGGCGAAGACCUCAAAACCCUGGGAGAUCCGCGGGUGAAGAUUGGCGCACGCGUCGCUGGACUUGUUCAAGGCGCAAACUCCGCCAAUGACCGCCCCGGUGCCUACGCGGAGUAUGUUGUGGCUGAUUUUGACCUGACGUGGAGAGUUGCUGAUGACGUACCGCUGGAAAACGCCGCUACUAUUAGCCUGUGUGGUCUCACUGCGGCACAGGGCCUUUUCUACCGUAUGGGCUUUCCAUGUCCGUUUUAUGGGACACAGAAGCUCGCAGAUGUGGAAGAGCCCGUGAACGUUUUGAUAUACGGCGCGACAACCAAUGUUGGGCUUUUUGCGGCGCAGCUGGUUCGUAUCGCGGAAAAGACGGCCGGCAACAAAGUCAGACUCAUCGGAGCCGCCAGUGCCUCGAAGCACGCCUCACUAAAAGAAGCGCCGUAUAAGUAUGACGUCUUGGUCGAUUACCGACAUCACGAUUGGCCAGACAGGGUCCGCGGGGCAACAGGAGGGAGAGGCGUGUUGUACGCUGUUGACGCAGUAUCCGUUGGCUCAACAGUGGCAAUGGUCGAAAGCACCUUAAGCCCUUUGGGUAGAUUUGCUGCUUAUCGGACCCCGACCAUUGGCGGGUUUGACAUUUCUGCCUUGAAGAUCAAGCCUAUCAUCGGUCCAGUUUGGGAGGGCCUCGGAGUUGAGAUCGGCUAUCACGGUGUAACACUACCCGCUAAUUCCGAAGCUAGGAGCUUCGCCGCUGCGUUCUUCAAAUACAUCAGCCAAGAACCAACCUCCGGUUCGAGCGUUCUCCAAUCGGUUCCCAUUCGCCUCAUGCCUGGGGGUAUGGACCGGAUAGUUUCUGACGGCUUCGCUGUCCUCCGCAAUUCGUCUCUAGUAUCCAAGGCAGGAUCUCAUCCGAAGAAAGACGCUCAUUUGCAGCCAAUCAGCAUGGAGAAGUUGGUGUACAAGAUAUGAACAGGACUGGCCAGAACUGUGGGACGUCUUGACUUCCGUUCCCCAAAUUCUACACAGAUUUUUUAAAGCUUACAUGAGCCGAG